This is a messenger RNA of Hyposmocoma kahamanoa, 2302 nucleotides long. RefSeq names its product probable elongator complex protein 2 (gene Elp2). Bases 95 to 2287 code for a protein of 730 amino acids. Gene Ontology annotation, biological process: tRNA wobble uridine modification. The transcript has 11 exons. The record is from RefSeq and is a predicted model, not a curated record. Gene Ontology annotation, cellular component: elongator holoenzyme complex. Gene Ontology annotation, molecular function: protein binding. Lineage: Eukaryota; Metazoa; Arthropoda; Insecta; Lepidoptera; Cosmopterigidae.
UAAAAACCGUGUGAUUUGUUGCGUCUAUUGUUUUGCAUGUUUUGGCAAAAAUCUUCAAAAGUCUACAACCCUCUCAUACGAAGUGUUCGUAAAAAUGAAGUUGAACGUUAAACAACUGUACACUUCAAUAGCAUGCAAUCGAAUUCCCGAGAUUGUCGACUGGAAUGAACAGGGACUCAUUUGUUUUGGUGCUUGCAAUGCUGUUCUUAUAUAUGAUACCAACAAAAAAGGCACUGACCCACUAACAGUACUCUGCCAUCAUCAAUCUCGAGUAAACUCAGUGAAAUGGGUCCGUAAACCUAACGGCACAUGCACAGAAUUGGUCUCUUGUUCUGCUGACAAAACUGCAGCCAUAUGGACCUUAGAAGAUGGGACUUGGACAGUGACUGGUCAGCUAAAGGGGCAUACAGAUGGGAUAACAUGUGUACAUGGUCUCUAUGUAACAGAUAAUGAUGUUAUAGUGUAUACAGGGUCUAUAGAUUCUACCGUCAAAGUUUGGGAAAGAACUGAUGGCAUAGUAAACAUAAAACAGAUAAUCAACCUUAAUUCUGGUCUCUGCCUCACUCUCCAUUCCCAUCUAAUGCCCACAUUGAACAAACCAAUACUUUUUUGCGCUUUAGACGACCAUAAGAUUCACAUAUUUGCUGGCGAUGAGUAUCACAGAGUACACACUCUGGUAGGACAUGAGGACUGGGUUAGAGGGAUGGAUGUUUUGGAAGUUGAUGAUAGAACAAUGCUUCUUGCAUCCGCUUCACAAGACACGUACAUCCGUCUGUGGCGGAUCCAGUGCCACGAGGAACAACAACUUAGGCCCCAAAUCAAGGUUGAGGAGAAAGUAUUUUCUGUGCAUGGAGUUAAAUGGGCUGUAAAACUUGACGCGGUCUUGGCUGGGCAUGAGGGAUGGGUGUAUGGUGUGCAGUGGCAUCCUUACAAGAUUGACAAAGAUACAAAUAAAAAGUAUCCAGUGUUCCGUCUCCUGUCAUCCUCGUUAGACAAAACCCUCAUAGUGUGGGAACCUGACUCGGCCCCCACGCACAGCCAGGGUGAGGGUGAUAGCGGUGGCGUAUGGGUGGAACGGGUGCGAGUUGGAGAAGUAGGAGGGAAUGGACUGGGAUUCUAUGGAAGUUGCUUUGGACCUGAUGGAACUUCUUUCUUGGGACACGGUUAUAACGGAUCUUUACAUAUUUGGAAAUUGAAUCAGGAAACAGAACAAUGGGAGCCUGCAGUAGUGUGCGGUGGACAUUUCAAUGCAGUGGAGGAUGUGAGAUGGGAAUCGGAGGGCCGGUACAUCAUGAGCGUCUCCGCAGAUCAAACCACCAGAGUCCACGCGCCGUGGAAAAGACAAGACGGUAUGGGUCGCGAAUGGCACGAGAUUGCGCGUCCGCAGGUGCACGGCUACGACAUGGCGUCACUCGCGCUCGUGUCGGCGACCACCUUCGCCUCGGCCGCUGAGGAGAAAGUCAUCCGGGUGUUCCGGGCGCCGCAUAACUUCAUCAUCAACUUUCGUAAUAUUACCGGCGUGGAAAUCUCUGGAGAUACCAGUGGGCCGCAAGGAGCUUCGGUACCAUCUCUAGGUUUGUCGAACAAAGCAGUGUUCUCGGGCGACGAGGACCAGCCCGAGUUAGAGGACGACGGCGAUGGCUACUUUGUGCCGGUUCAUUUAACAGAACCACCAACAGAAGAAACAUUAAUGCAGAACACACUGUGGCCGGAGGAGCACAAGCUGUACGGGCACGGGUACGAGGUGUUCGCACUGGCUGCGAGCGCGGACGGGCGGUGGCUGGCCUCGGCGUGCAAGGCCACCGUCGCUGAACACGCGGCUGUUCUCAUAUGGGAAACUUCAACAUGGCGGCAAAAACAAAAACUAGUCUCCCACCAACUGACAGUGACGCAACUAGCAUUCUCCCCGGACAGUCGGUAUCUGCUCUCCGUAUCCCGUGACCGGCGGUGGACGUUGUACGAGAUUACGGACAAUAAUUUUGAUGCAAUCGCAAAUACGGAUAAGACUAAUGGUGUUCACACUCGGAUUAUUUGGUGCUGCGCGUGGGCACACGACUCGAAAAUGUUCGCUACCGGAUCGAGGGAUGGCAAGAUUGCUCAAUUCUCCCAUAUUUUCAUAUCCAGUCAACUCACUGAACCAAAACCUUUCCUUUGUUCUAGUCUGGCACACCAUCUGACAGUGAAACGGCUAACUUUCCGACGGCAGGUGGAAGACAAAGAAAUGUUAUUAGCAAGCUGCGGCAGCGACAACCUCGUCAGGAUUCACACUGUUACUAAUUCGUGUUGAUUUCAAUAUAGAUAU